GGCAAUUAUGUGAAAUAAACUGUAAAACUUAUUGAAUUCAAUUUAAAAAAAAUAAAGAUGCUUAUUUAAAAAAGACAUAUACAAAUCCUUCACUGUAAUUUCAUUUGUCAACUAGUGACACCUUUUGUAGUAGACAGUAGUAAAGGUUUGCAGUAUAAGAAACAGUUACAUAACUGACUUACUAAUGGACUCUAAGACUACUAUGUUGUAUUACUAUUAGCUCUACCUGCUUGUCCUAUGUUUUUUUUCUCCACAAGUGUGUUAUAUAUAUGUGUGCUACAACACUUUUCUCUCAGAACCACUUCACGACUUUUGUUUCUCAACACUAAUGCAUAAGCAAAUGCAAACACAUAUACUUCUACAAGUAUUAACUAUGUGUUUACUCUAUAAGUAUCCUUUACAACUGAAUUCUACUAAAUUACUCCAAAGUGUAUUCGACAAUUAUGCUCUACAACCAUACUCUAUAUAUGUACAUUACAUAUGUCUUCUACAACCUCUUCCCAUAAAUUUACUCUACAAUCUCUCUCCUCUAGUUGAUUCUACUUGUAAUAUCUACAAUCCUUUCCAACUUGCUAAUACUCCAAAUGUAUUAUAAUCUGACAUCAAAUAAUAAUUCAACAAUCAUCAAAAAUAAGAAGAUAAUCAAGGUUGACUGUUGUUCUGUAUUUAACCUUAGAUUAAAAGUACUGCUUGGGCAAGUAAUAACACAAAAGAAGAAAGGAUUCCAAGUUUUUAUUUACUCGUUCAUAUGAUCCAAGAAAGCUGUACAAUACUGAAUAUAUUUCAGUCGUAACUAAAUAUUUUUCUGAUCUCAGAACUAAUAAUGUUCGGUUUUGUUGGCUUCACUAGUCUUUUAUUUAUUUAUUUAUUUCCCUCUUUUCUUUUUUUCUUCUAAGUACUUUGAUUUGAUUAAAGCAAUACUGUACAUGCUCAUUUAUAAAUAAAUAAAUAAAUAAAUAAAUAAAUAAAU
Cokeromyces recurvatus is the source of this 970-nucleotide messenger RNA. RefSeq lists its product as uncharacterized. The transcript has 2 exons. Bases 329 to 595 code for a protein of 88 amino acids. NCBI's taxonomy places the organism in Eukaryota, Fungi, Mucoromycota, Mucoromycetes, Mucorales, Mucoraceae. The record is from RefSeq and is a predicted model, not a curated record.